Messenger RNA from Olea europaea var. sylvestris, 588 nucleotides. Its product is annotated as receptor-like serine/threonine-protein kinase SD1-8. The transcript has 3 exons. NCBI's taxonomy places the organism in Eukaryota, Viridiplantae, Streptophyta, Magnoliopsida, Lamiales, Oleaceae. The coding region runs from base 1 to 588 and encodes 195 amino acids. Gene Ontology annotation, molecular function: protein tyrosine kinase activity; protein serine/threonine kinase activity; ATP binding. The record is from RefSeq and is a predicted model, not a curated record. Gene Ontology annotation, biological process: protein phosphorylation.
AUGGGCAUAGCGAGAGGACUUCUUUACCUUCAUCAGGACUCUCGAUUGAGAAUUAUUCACAGAGAUCUUAAGAGUAGCAACAUUUUACUAGAUAGUGACUUGAAUCCCAAGAUUUCUGAUUUCGGCCUCGCAAGAACUUUUGGUGGAGAUCAAACUGAAAGCAAAACAAAGCGAGUAAUUGGUUCAUGUAGUGGCUAUAUGUCGCCAAAAUACAUUGUUGACGGGAAAUUCUCGGUGAAAUCUGACGUCUUCAGUUUUGGAGUGCUUUUACUAGAGAUAGCAUGGUUAUUGUGGAAAGAAGGCAGGGCAUUGAAAGUAGCAAAUGGCAUUGCUGAGCUAUUGUUGGUUGAAUCUGAAGUGCUUAGAUGUAUCCAAGUAGGCUUACUGUGUGUUCAAAAACUACCACAAGACAGGCCAACAAUGGCAUCAGUAGUUGUCAUGUUGAGCAACGAGAGUGUGACGUUACCACAACCUAAAGAGCCUGGUUUAUUUGUGGAAAGAAGUUGUGAUGAAACAGACACAUUACCACGCGAGGAAACAUACCUCACUCAAAAUGACGUGGCAAUAUCCGUGCCGGAACCAAGAUAA